This is a messenger RNA of Culex pipiens pallens (northern house mosquito), 2827 nucleotides long. RefSeq names its product zinc finger protein 765-like. The record is from RefSeq and is a predicted model, not a curated record. NCBI's taxonomy places the organism in Eukaryota, Metazoa, Arthropoda, Insecta, Diptera, Culicidae. The transcript has 3 exons. Gene Ontology annotation, molecular function: DNA-binding transcription factor activity, RNA polymerase II-specific; RNA polymerase II cis-regulatory region sequence-specific DNA binding. Bases 34 to 1836 code for a protein of 600 amino acids. Gene Ontology annotation, biological process: regulation of DNA-templated transcription.
AGCUUGUCUAAGCGCACACCACAAACACACGAGAUGGUUCAGGAAAUGCAAAGCAACGUUCCGGAGGAGCUGUACAACCUGACCCAGCUGGCGGAGGUGUCGAUUGCGGCUGGAAAGCUGAACACUUCCAGUGCUGAAGGACCGACGCCACCGCAGACACCAGGAGAGCAGCAGUAUCAUCAGCUGUACCAUGGUCAACAUUACCAUCAGCCUUACUACCAUGGUGGUGGUGGUGGUAUCAAGUACUACACCCUGCAGCAUGAGUCAUUAGGGUCAGCUUAUCAUCCGUCGGUCUAUCAGCACCCGAGCGGUCCUUAUCAUCAGGUGGUGCGUCGUGCUGAACUAGAUAACGACGUGCACGACGAAGAGAGACUACGCCGAAGUACGGAAUCGGCUAAUCUGGGCAGUGCAUCGCCCGCUGGCCAUUCGGCGGCGACCAAGAAGAAGUGGAAGCACAACUGGGAGAUCAACCGGAAUCUUAAGCUGCAACAGCAGCAGAGCCAGCAUCAGUACAGAAUCAACAAGAUAAAGGAAGCGGCCGUCGAUGAUGAGCGAGCAGAUUUUGCAGGUGACGCCGCACUGACGUACUACAGCUCAACGAUACGGCCAAUCGGAGUCAGUCCGUCGAGACCUACCAGCAGCAGUAGUGGUUACGGAGACGAUCGGCGGAACUCGUACGCGUCGGAAGAGUCGGAAGAUUCUAGCUCGUACUCGUACUCGCACAAGGUGUUUGACCGGAAAAAGUCCCGAACGUUGUCGUGGAACAGCAGUGGAAGCAGCUACAGUCAUGGGGAGGAGCGGCGAUUGAGUGGGGCUGAGCACCGGGAUGACGGUGAGUGUCGGCUUGGGUUCGAUGAGCACGAUGAGCACGACGGAGAAGUAGCGGAGCGUAGCUUUGAAGGUAGCAGUGGGGAUGAGACCGGCUCACCAGAUGACGUGCACGGGUGUCCGGAGUGUGGAAAGAAGUACUCGACUUCUUCGAAUCUGGCCAGGCAUCGGCAGACACAUAGAUCUCUCCAGGACAAGAAGGCCCGCCGUUGCCCUCACUGCUCCAAGGUGUACGUCUCGAUGCCGGCGUACUCGAUGCACGUGCGCACGCACAACCAGGGCUGCCAGUGUCCGACCUGCGGCAAGUGCUUCUCGCGCCCGUGGCUGCUCCAAGGUCACAUCCGGACGCACACAGGUGAGAAGCCGUUCAAGUGUAACGUCUGCCAGAAGGCAUUUGCGGACAAGUCGAACCUGCGAGCGCACGUCCAAACGCACUCGAACACGAAGCCCCACUCUUGUGCCCGCUGCGGAAAAGCCUUCGCGCUCAAGUCCUAUCUGUACAAACACGAGGACUCGUCCUGCAUGAAGAACAAGACGUCCGGAAAGCACCCGGGAAAACCAGCGGGACACUCACCCAAGAGUGGCCGCCGGAAGGUCGAAAAGGACCAUCACGGAUCAUCGCCGUCUUCGUCUUCCUCAUCGUCUUCGUCCAGCAGUGAUGGCCAUUCCUUCCCGGGACCAUACCCUCAACGGUCAUCGAUGAGUCCGCUGGAUCUGGCACUGCAAACCGAAAUCCAGCUCAAAAAAGACGCCGUCCGGGCCAAGAUCCGCGAGGUCCUGGAAGACAACUGCAAAAAGUCAGCCCAACUGAAGGCCGCAGCCGCAGCAGCUGCAGCAGCGGCGGCAGCUACGGACAACCGUAUCAGUGUGAUCCGGACUACCGCCAGCAGUCACGAGGGAUUCUGCCGGCAACGGGAUGACCCUCGUGACGCCAUCCAAACGGAGGGAAACACCGCCGCCAUCCCCACUAGCUAUGACUAUCCCCGAGGGUACGCCAUCAUUGCGUAGCCGGCGGCCAUUUUGUUUUGUUGACAUUGGAACGAACCUAGCAUUUAGCAACCUUGGUAGAUAUGUAACGACCUUUGUAACGCAAGUAUUCAAUCUUGUUCAACGAUUUGUAUCGCUCUCAGUAGCAACACUGAAGACAGAUCUGUGAAUUCAAAAAUGUGCCUUAGAUAUUUGUACAUACUUUUAGAAGUAGCAGCUAGUUAUUUUAUUUGUAAAAUUUGUAAAACCCACAUCAGUAAACAAACGAUACCACAACUCAGCUAAACUGGACCAAAACAACGCGAAUUGAGCAUCUCGAACCCGAUCGACCCAUCUCAAACUGUACAAUUUCGUGACCGAUUCGGAUGCUUGCCUUUUGUAAACUUAUUUUUUGUAGGCUUAAUUUUGUUUCAUUUCUCAUUUGUACAACGAUUAUACUUUCUCUAUACGUUGCGUUUGUGCAGCGGCGAAAAAACAAAAGGACGAGAUCGUUCUAGUCUUUUUUUUAGUUGUAUUUUGAAACAGCCUUAGUUUCGUCUUAGAUUUUUAAGUUAGAACCCUUCAGUUUGUUGCAUUUGUGUAAUUUUGUGCCAUUGCCACCAAACAAUGAGUUAUUCUAAUCAUUUUCGUUUUUAAUUUUCUGUAAUCUUUUACGUUAACUCUUUAUUUGUAGGAACACAAAUAAAAUAAUCUUGCCUCAACGAGAUUCUCAUGCUGAUAACGAUGGUGCCAUUACUAGCUAGUAUCGAAUGUGUAGUAUUUAGUUUGUAGUAUUUUGAGUUUACUCUUUCGGAGCCUAGUGGCCGGAAAUGUGCAAUAAAAGUAGGUUGGUAAGGUCGAACUGACAUUUUUCAGUGCAAAAGGGAUUACAUUAAGCGAACUGAGAAAGGAUGACGUUAGUAGCUAAGCGAUCCAUUGUAUUAUAACUACCCAGCGUAGCGAGUAGUUUCAUUUUUGUAGUGAUUAGUACACACCUUGACAAGACUUAUUAUAAUAAAGAUUUUAUAUGAAA